Messenger RNA from Musca vetustissima, 534 nucleotides. RefSeq names its product keratin, type II cytoskeletal 3. Bases 1 to 534 code for a protein of 177 amino acids. The transcript has a single exon. NCBI's taxonomy places the organism in Eukaryota, Metazoa, Arthropoda, Insecta, Diptera, Muscidae. The record is from RefSeq and is a predicted model, not a curated record.
AUGAAGUGGUUAAGGAAUUCUGUAUUCUUUGUGGUAAUAUUGCAAAUUAAUUUGAUUUGCGGCACACCAAUAUUGGGUGGAGGUAGUGAAGCGAGCAGCAGCAGUGCAGUAGCCACAGCAACUGCUACAGGUGGUGGUGUAGCAACGGCCUCUGCCUCGGCAUCAGCUUCGACAGCUUCCAGUGGUUUUGCUCCCAGCGGUUAUGGAUCAUAUUAUUAUCCCUCGUUUGUCCAACAAGUUCCCGUCCAGAUUCAAACAAUUCCCGUUGUUCAAGCAUAUCCUGUAUACUCGGCUCCAAGUGCUAUUGGCGGUCUGGGUGCAUUUGGUGGAGCUGGUUUUGGUGGUGGUUUCAAAAAAUAUCACGAAACAUAUACCGUUCGUGGUCGUGGAUUCGGCGGUUUCGGUGGUCAUGGUCUGGGCGGCCUAGGUGGCGGAUUUGGUGGUGGCCGUUUUAAGGUGCAUUAUUCGAGUGGUGGUGCUGGUGCAUUCGGCGGAGCUGGUCUCAUUGGUGGCGGUGGUGCAUUAUUAGGUUAA